Messenger RNA from Meloidogyne enterolobii, 289 nucleotides. The record is from the annotation of a GenBank genome assembly. NCBI's taxonomy places the organism in Eukaryota, Metazoa, Nematoda, Chromadorea, Rhabditida, Meloidogynidae.
UGUACGUAAAGAAGCUGCUGGCAGUAUUAUGCAAAGAAAACAGGAAACAUCUGUCGGAAGUUAUUAUGCUAUUAAUGCCAACAAUGACACGGGAGGAGGAGGUGAAGUCAAUAAAAACUUUGUCUCGGAAAGAUUUUCUUCACCAUCGCCAACUAUCCAUACUGGUCUUCUUGCCUGUCACCGAAAAAGCAGUUCUAGCUGUUACAGAUAUAUGAGCGGAUCACCAAGGCAAACAUCUAUAGCCGGGUUAAGUAAUGCUUCAAGUACUGCUCAUGAUACUUUUCUAUAG